Molecule: messenger RNA, 5181 nt
Organism: Trichoderma breve
Lineage: Eukaryota; Fungi; Ascomycota; Sordariomycetes; Hypocreales; Hypocreaceae
Product: condensation domain-containing protein
Exons: 5
Coding region: 1-5181 (1726 amino acids)
Biological process (GO): secondary metabolite biosynthetic process; amino acid activation for nonribosomal peptide biosynthetic process
Cellular component (GO): cytoplasm
Molecular function (GO): catalytic activity; phosphopantetheine binding
Source: RefSeq, a predicted model, not a curated record
AUGUCUAAGUUACUCCCGCUGGAUACCAAGGCAUCAACUCAGGUCCAAAUUGUCCACCCGCUCCUGGGGGUCUCAAGGGUCGAUCCGUUGGGUCUAGGAAUCGCCUGGCACAAUACACUUGAAGCCUCAACACUUCUCUCACUUGUCGACCAGAAUGUAUCACUGCCUGGUGUCUUUCCAGCUGCUGGAUAUGUCAAGAUCGUUGCUGAGGCAUCUCUGAAAUGGUCUGGAUCAAGAAUUCUCCGAAAGUUUGAACUUGACGACUUUUUCGUCGAAAACGACAUCACCGUAGCCAGAGGUGAGGACCAAGUUCAGAUAACCCUCGAACUUCAGUCCACUGGCAGCCAUGAAAGACACGGAGACAGGACAGACUUCGUUAAUUUUCGGAUUAGAUCAAAUUGCGGUGGCUCGAACAAGUUGAACGCAAUAGGGUGCUUGCGUCUGAGGAGUUCGGAUGGGUACAAAAGUUUAUCUUUAAUCACGAAGACUGGUGAUCAAGACCUACCGAUCAAACAUAGUCCUAGUCAUAUGACAGGGACUCCAGCUUCAGGCAGAAAGCUUGACAACCCCUCUCCAGUUUCUUAUAACUUUGCGGGAUCAGCAAGAGACCCGACUCUAAUCAACGAGGAAGUGAAUCGAGUGGCACCGCCAUCCUCAAAAACCAUAAAGACUCUUCCAAUGUCUUUUGGUCAAUCUGGGUUUUGGUUCAUGACGCAAUUUAUAGACGAUCCAACCUUUUUUAACGGAACUGUUUCAUUUCUAAUAACAACAAACCUUAACAUCGAGGUCCUUUCAGGCCUCGUGCGGGAAAUGGGUAGACGUCAUGAAGGGCUGAGGACUGCAUUCUUCACUGACGACUCCCACCAGCCUAAACAGGGCAUCUUGAAUGAGUCUCCAUUAUACUUGGAGACGAAGAUCAUCAAGACUCAAGAUCAAGUACGCACGGAAAUCGACGCUAUGAAUAAGCACGUGUACAACCUUGCAAAGGGUGAAACCUUAAGACUCCUUCUUCUCACCGAGUCACCAAUCAGGCAUCAUUUAAUAGUCGGCUAUCACCACAUCAAUAUUGAUGGAAUGAGCAUAAUGGCAAUAACUGACGACCUUAGGCUAACCUAUGAGGGAGCCCAGUUGCCACCGCCGUUCCAACAGAAUGAGUUUGCCAAUAGACAGCAUGAGCUGCUUCGUACUGGGCAUUAUGCAGAUGACAUUAUGUUUUGGAAAAACGAGUUCAAAGAUCUUCCCGAGAUUUUACCCAUUCUACCCCUCUCACCAAACACACUUCGAUCUCGUCCAACCACAAGAACAACUUACCGCCACGUAAGAGCAGAGAGACGCCUAAACUCCGCCACUACUGCUCGACUCCAAGAACUUCGAAAACAAGGAUAUAUACAAUCUCCGUUCAAUUUUUAUGUAACAGUCUUUCAAAUUCUUCUUGGAAGGUUGACUGAAUCCGAGGAUGUUUGUAUUGGCGUUGCUAGCGCAAACAGGCAUAACGAUCCUGGCUCAGACAGCAGUAUUGGCAUAUUCCUGAACCUGUUUCCACUGCGGCUACGUUCACAACUUUCGAAAUCGUUUCUGUCUAUCCUUAAAGAAAACAAAGCGAAUGGUCUGGCUUGCUUGAACCAUUCCGCAGUACCAUUUGACAUCAUUCUAGACGAGGUUGGGGCUGUCCGACACCCCUCCCAUAGCCCUCUCUUCCAAGCAUUUAUCAAUUACAUCCCGGUCAGAGAAAAUAGGUCGUUUGGAGACGGAAUCAUAGAAAAUAGAGAGUAUGAGAUCGGAGAAACCAUGUACGACAUCAUGUUGGCAAUUAUUGACCCACCAGCUGGCGACCCAUGGAUAGCCAUCAUGGUUCAAAAGGAGCUGUACUCGGAGCAUGAAGCGCAAAUCCUGUUGGAUUGUUUCAUAAACCUUGUAGAAGCUUUCACUAAUGAUAUACAUCUCCCUGGGCGUCAACCACAAAUGUUUGAUGAACUCGCGGUUCAUAACGCCAUCAAGUUAGGCCAAGGGCUGAGCCUUGACACUGAACUUGGGCCUCUCAUUGGAUACCUAGACACUAUCUCUGUUAGACUAGUUAAUCAUGUCGCACUCAAGGAUACAUAUGGCGGCAUGCUCUCUUAUGCCGACAUGGUGGAAAAGUCCACUCAAAUUGCCCACGCACUUUCUACCUUGGGCAUCUCCAAUCGAUCUCGAAUUGGAGUUCUCCAAGAUCCCACUGUGGAUUGGAUAUGCUCCAUGCUCGGGAUUUGGCGGUUUGGAGGAAGUUAUGUUCCUCUGGAAGUCACUCAAGUCCACGAUGCGACUCAGUUGCUUUACAAGGAUAUAGAUGUUGCACAAGCUACGCCAGUCAUCAAUGUUGCCACAAUUAGUAAUAGCGGGAAAGCGGUUGCCUCCAAUUUCUACAACGCGGGACCUACGGAUGAGGCGAUUAUACUAUACACCAGCGGUUCUACGGGUACACCAAAGGGAAUUUCUCUACCUCAUCGAAUGGUAACAAACACCAUCAAGGGAUUCCUUGCAAUUUUCCCAAUGAAGCCUCAGACCGUCCUCCAGCAAAUCGCCCUAAGCUUUGAUGUUUCUUGGUGGCAAUCUCUGCUUGGACUUGCUACCGGUGGAACUGUUGUUGUCGCUGGGAAGGACACUCGAAAAGAUCCUAUUGCACUUACCAACCUUAUUGCUUCGCAAAUGAUCUCACUUACGCUUGCAGUACCCUCAGAGGCUACGUCUUGGCUGCAGUAUGGAGACCUGCAACAGCUACGCGCGUCUGCAUGGGAAUGGCACAUAUCUGCUGGUGAAGAAAUUAGCAGCAUCCUUGUUGAGAGGCUAAAAGCUGUGGACAAGCCGGACCUGCGACUCAUGAAUGCUUACGGCCCAGCAGAGACAAUUGUCCCGCAUGCCUACGAAGUUCCAUAUCGGGACCCCAGUUUAGCUCUCUCCUCCAUACCAAUUGGUGUCCCGGGCCAGAUCGUCAUUGGAGGAGCUGGUGUUGCUUCUGGCUAUAUCAACCAAUCAGAGCUUACAGCAGCUAAAUUUCCCCAGGACAUACUUGCUGGCAAUCGGGCUAUCGCAAAUGGAUGGACUCAUGCUCAUUUGAGUGGUGAUCGUGGGUAUAUGAGAGAAGAUGGCGUCUUUGUUGCACUAGGCCGCAUGAAUGGCGAUACGCAAGUCAAAUUACGAGGCCAGCGAUUUGAGCUACGAGAAGUCGAAGCUGCAAUGCUUGCUGUCGGCAAGGGGGAUAUUCUUGAGGCUAUUGCUCAUAUUCGGUACCAAAACGACAAGGAUGCCGCUUCUGCUUUCCUCGCUGCACAUGUUGUCCUUGCAACCGAAAUCCAACAGAAGUAUGGCACAAACGGCCCCGUUAUCGACGGCAUGCUUCGAACCAUGAUCUCUAAUCUCGCUUUGCCACAAUACAUGCGUCCGUCAAUUGUCGUGUCUUUGCCAUCCAUGCCUCUAAACCAUCAUGGAAAGGUUGAUCGAAAACUUCUCUCCAAGUCGCCGCUAAAGAAGACAGCAGAGAUCUCUAAAGCAUUACCCUCCCCGCGACGAAAUACAAACACACAGUUUUUGCGGGACAUUGAAGAAAUAUGGAGAGACGCUUUGGGAGAUCUCGUCGCCGGACAGGCUCUGGACGAAAAUUCUGACUUCUUCCUUGUAGGCGGCAACUCAUUAUUGCUGAUCAAAGUUCAAAACAAGAUUCAUGAGCAAAUUGGUCAAAAUAUCCCCUUGGUGAACUUAUUCGAAGCUAGCACUAUGGGGAAAAUGGCUACCAUACUUGUUGAAAAUCACCACGGGCAUUCUAGGGAACGACCAACGAAGACUUCUACCAGAGAUAAAAUGAAGCAAAUCUGGGUUUCUGUACUCGUCGGUAUCGUGACAGAGGACGAUAUUGGGCUUGACUCUGAUUUCUUUCUGGUUGGUGGCAACUCGCUUCUUCUUAUACGUAUACAGAACGAGGUUCAUAGAGAAUUUGAUGUUCUCCUUCCAUUAGCCAAGUUGUUCGAAGCGAGUACACUGGAGGGGAUGUCGAUGCUCUUAGACACCUUGGUUACUGAAAGCGAUAUUUUCCAUCAAUCUAUCGCCGAUAUCAACUGGCAAGACGAAGUAGCUUUCAAAGAGAUAAGCCCAAGUCUCAUGGCAGGCCUCAGAGAACAUGUUCCAAUUGAUGAGACCUCUGGUGGAAUUACAGUGGCGCUGACUGGGGCAACUGGAUUUCUUGGCAGACACAUCCUGCAGAAGCUUCUUGACGACAGCGUGGUUGAAACAGUGCACUGUAUCGCUGUUCGAAAUACUUCAAAACUCUUGAUUGACUCUCCAAAGGUUUUAGUUCACCCUGGUGAUCUGAGAGACCCAGACCUGGGGCUUAACGAGGAUACUGCAAGGCACAUCUUUUCCAAAGUUUCUGCGAUCAUUCACAAUGGGGCUGACGUCUCAUUUCUUCGAGGUUAUUUGACUCUUCGUACAGCCAAUGUUCUUUCGACCAAAGCACUCGUACGGAUGGCCAUACAAUACUCUGCUGAUAGGCCACUGCCACAUUUCCAUUUCGUCUCAACCGCUGGCGUUGCUCAGCUUGGAACGCGUGAGCUAUACGAAGAGUCACUUCUUGUACCCCAACCCCAAGCGAAUGCAAAUGGUUAUGUUGCGUCGAAGUGGGCAUCAGAGAAAUAUCUUGAAAAUGCGCAUGUCUCUUCCAAGUUGCCUAUCACCAUACACAGGCCAAGCUAUGUUGUUGGACCUGAUGCGCCCCAACUCGACGUUAUGCACAAUAUUCUGAACUUUGCAGAAAGAUUGAGGAGCGUGCCUCGAAUGCCAGCUGUAGAUAGAUGGCUACAGUUUGUGGGAAUCGACGAAGUGGCUCAAGACAUCGCAGUCGACGCGCUGAGCAGAGAAGGUCUUCGAAGAACACAAGUGCAAUAUCGAAACCAUUGUGGCGCAGAGAACGACUGGGUCCGAUUGGAUCAACUUGGAUUGUAUUUAGAGAGACAACACGGUGGGAGCUUUCCCAAAGUCGACUUCACCCAGUGGAUCGACUCCGCGGGGAUGGCUGGGAUGCCAACACAGGUGAAGGCAUACCUCGUCAAUCUUGUAACGAAUAACACCAGUGACCAGAGUUGGAUCUCUCCACGUGUCUUGAAAGGACCGCGUAAUAUGAACGCUCCAUGGAGAAGGCGAGAGAGGCUUUAA